ACCAUAACACAAGCAUAUACCCCAAAUACCUGCUGAGCAGAGGGACAUGGACCAUGUCAUUGAUCAAUUGUAACAGUUCUAGUACCUGAAGGAAGCUAUGGUAAAAGGAAGUAUCAGGGGCAGAGGUGGACAGAAAGAAGCAGAAGGCCCUAGGGAAAAGCACACCUAACCUCUCAUGUAGCUCAAAUAUUCCACAUCAGGCAUUAGAGGAAAAGUUUGUGUGCGUGUGAGUGUUAGAACAGCCCAGUUCGCAGUUUACUCAGUAAGCAGUUCAGAAAACUUUUCAAGGUUCUGAGCUGAAACACUUGCUCUGCCAAAGCAUAAUCCUAGAAUUGUGCUUUUUGGCAACAGCAGCAUAUGGACCAUCAAUUAAACUAUGUUAUUGCAGCACCUGAAUAUCCAGCAACUCCCAUUUUGGUACCAAAAAAGAAAAAAAAAAGGCGCUAAGUCUUUCAGAAAGUGCUCUUUCAAUUUUGACAAAUUUAAACUGUCACAUUUAGUUCCUAUGUGAAAAGCGAGAGCUCACGACAAUCUGAACCUAUUAUUUUUUUUUGACACCACGCGCUGCAGAGCUGCAUUCCACAUAAUUCCACUGCUGCUGCACAAGCACCAGCCCAACCCAAUGACUCCUCGCCUGCCAGGCUCCUAGGGCUGCUGAAUCCAGACUUCUCCUGGCCCCACACCCAGCUGUGCCCUUCCCUUGGACGCUGGCACAGCAAAACCAAAGGAUUUGUUGUAUCUCCAGUGCCCCUGGGAGAGCCGUGGUGCCCUCUGCACGUCCUCUCCCCAAGGGUCUGGUAGCUGGAGAUGUGGGAUGAAAGAAAAGAAUAAAAGUGGGUAAAGGCACCCCAGGGCCUCAGGGACAGUCCAGAAAAAUUGGAUUUGCUACCCAGUGUGUAACAAGCCAGUAAUUACACACCUGGAAGAGACAUUGCUCAUUCUCUCUACAGCUCCCUGAGAGCAGCUUGUAACCAGGUGAGGCUCGGCCUCUUCUCCAUGACAAGUGACAGGACGUGGUCUUAACUCGCGCAGCAUAGGUUUAGGUUGGACAUUAGGAGGAAUUUCUUCACAGAAAGGGUGAUUUGCCACCGGAACGGGCUGCCCAGGGGGGCGGUGGAGUCCGCGUCCCCGAGGUGUUUAAGGAGAGGCUGCGUGUGGCACCCGGUGCCAGUCCGGUUGACAAGGUGGUGUUCGGUCACAGGCUGCACUCGAUGGUCUCAGAGCUCUUUUCCAACCGCACUGAUUCCGAUUCUAUGAUUUAUUUCAGAGUUGCACAAGCCUAGGCGCUGGCUGGCAGCGGCAUUCAUGUUCCCCGGCACGGUUUAUUGUCAGCACUAGUUAGGACUCCCGGCGCCCCUCGGAGCCCCCCCGCCAUGGCGCCCGGCACCGCCCUGACGUCACUUCCCGGGCCGCGGGGCCGCCCCUGCCGGCCGCGCUCCCCAUGGCGGCGGCGGUGGCGGCGGCUGGCGGGGCGGGCGGCGGCGGCGGCGCCUCGGCGGCGCUGGGCGACGGCGGCGCCAUCGACUACUCGGUGCACGAGGCGUGGAACGAGGCCACCAACGUGUACCUGCUGGUGGUGCUGGCCAGCCUCGCCCUGCUCGUCUACGCGCGGCGGAACAAGAGGAGGAUCAUGCGCAUCUUCACCCUGCCCCCGGCCGCCGAGACGCCGCCCGAGCCCAACUUCUACGACAGCAUGAAGAAGAUCCGCCUGCGGCAGCAGCUGGAGAUGUACUCCAUCGGACCUGAACGGAAUAAUAGUUCUCUGCCAUUGAUUCACUGACAUUUUGUUAUGACUCUGCUGUUCAGCAUAUAUACGGCCAUACACUAAUGGUGAAGUUCUACAUGGUGACUGAAACUUCCCCUUGUGAGGCUGAAAUUAAGUUCUCUGAUGCUUCAUCUGUUUCUUGAUUGUUGUCAUAGUUACAUUAAUAUAUAUAAACAUGUAUGUGUACAUAUAUACAUGUAUGUAAUAAAUAAUAUAGUGAUAGCAAUAAUAAUAUAAAAUAAAUUGUAUAAUCGGUGUUGA
Messenger RNA from Pyrgilauda ruficollis (rufous-necked snowfinch), 2026 nucleotides. It is a transcript of the gene SMIM19, whose product is annotated as small integral membrane protein 19. NCBI's taxonomy places the organism in Eukaryota, Metazoa, Chordata, Aves, Passeriformes, Passeridae. The record is from RefSeq and is a predicted model, not a curated record. The coding region runs from base 1442 to 1780 and encodes 112 amino acids. The transcript has 3 exons.